AUGGCGUCCGAACUUGAGGACAAUGUCUUCUUCAAGUAUGUCGCGCCCAGCAUGGGCGCGACCCUCGCGGCGAUCAUGUUCCUGUCCCCGCUGAAGGCGGUGCUGCGUGUGCGCCGCGAGGCGAGCCUCGGGGACCUGAACCCGCUCCCGUUCGCGGCCAUCGUGUUCAACUGUUCCGCCUGGAUUGGGUACAGCAUCGUUCAGAGGGACUGGUAUAUCUGGACCUGCAACGUCUGGGGCCUCUCUCUGGGCAUGUUCUACACGCUGAGCGGGUACAAGCUCGCUGGCGGACGGUUAUCGCUCCGCCUUCCCACGCAGGGUCUGAUCGAGGGCAUCAUGGUGUCCCUCGGCGCGGUCAUCGCCCUGCUCGCCUGGCUGUCCGUGAAGGCGGGGAUGAACGACGACCACCGACAGCUCCUGUGGGGCUUUGCGGCCAACGCAAUCCUGCUGGUGUACUACUCGGCGCCGCUGUCGACCGUGGCGCAGGUCAUCAAGACGCGCAACGCCGCCUCCCUCUACUGGCCGCUGUCCCUCACCAACGGCCUCAACGGGCUCAUGUGGACGGCGUACGGCGUUUCGCUGCAAGACUACUUCAUUUGGAUCCCGAACGGCAUCGGAGUCGUGUUGUCCUUGUUCCAGCUGUUGCUCAUCGCCGUGUUCCCGUCCGACGGGCGCCCGAAGCGGUGGGUGACGAUCAUGAUACGCCGCGGGCGCGGCGGCGGCGACAGCGACUCGGAGGGCGCCAAGGCGCUCCAGAGCGGGUCCACGACGGCACGCGACGGAGUGCGGGGUCUGGCGGCGCGGGACGAGGUGGCGACGAUCGCGACGGGGCACGAGCUGCAGGAGACGCUGCGCGAUGAUGCCGCCUAG
Molecule: messenger RNA, 870 nt
Organism: Pedinophyceae sp. YPF-701
Lineage: Eukaryota; Viridiplantae; Chlorophyta; Pedinophyceae
Source: the annotation of a GenBank genome assembly